Molecule: messenger RNA, 619 nt
Organism: Brassicogethes aeneus
Lineage: Eukaryota; Metazoa; Arthropoda; Insecta; Coleoptera; Nitidulidae
Source: the annotation of a GenBank genome assembly
UAAAAUUUGACAUUUUAUAAAUAAUCAAUUUAGUUUAAAACUUCACAAAAUGGACAGGAAUAAUGUUGUUAUUAAAAUCAGAAGAUAUGAUAUUUCUGAAAACCCUGAAGAAAUAGAAAAAAUUGUUAUGCUAAAUCCAGAAUUAGAUUACCAGACGCUAAAAAAACAAUUGCAAGAUAUUUGCAACGUUAAUCCAGAAACAAAAGUUAUAAAAUUAAGAAACUGUAAAGGAGUACUAAUUCCUUUAUCUUUUAUCGUUGAAAAUCUUGAAGAUUAUUAUUAUGUUGACGUAAAUAAUGUUUCUUAUGCUGAGUAUGGAUCAUCAAACGUCAGUCUUCUACAAGAUGCAUAUGUGGACGCAGUAAAACACAAGGUGAAAUCAAUUGAAUCUCGAAUUUAUCAAGCAGAAUUUCUGCUACCGCAGCUUGAAUGGAGACGACAAUCUUACAUGGAAGAAACAAUUAAUGGGUUAUCAUCAAAAGUUGGGUUUCUCAACAGAAGAUUUGAUGAGCUACUGCCUCAAUUUAUGCCCAAAAUACCUGAAACAGCGGCCUGAAACAAGGCAUUAUAAUUUAUAUAGAUGUUUGUGGCAUUUUAAAAUACACUAUUUUAAGAAGAA